This is a messenger RNA of Darwinula stevensoni, 696 nucleotides long. The record is from the annotation of a GenBank genome assembly. NCBI's taxonomy places the organism in Eukaryota, Metazoa, Arthropoda, Ostracoda, Podocopida, Darwinulidae.
AUGUAUGGUGCACUUAAGAUUUUCGCCAUGGGGAAUGACGAAAACGGGCGAUUUGGGAUGUGGGAAUUACCCAAGAACACUCUUUGGGUCCAGGAAGAGCAUUCGUUAUUAGACGUGUUCCUCGCCCAAUCCUCCAUGCUGAUCCACGGGACAGGGGGGGAAGUCAGGAUUCUUCAUCUAGAGGGGAAAGAUCCCCAUGAGGCACCUCACGGAUGGGACCACAAACUCCGCAUCCCUCCUGAUUUUCUUGUGGAAGGUACUUCGGGAGUGGGGAUCCAGGACUCCCUUUUUCUCUUGGGAGGGAAGAGAAACCCCUGUUCAGGAAGCCGACUGGAUCUCCACAGUUACACCUGGGUGGAUCUCCCUCUGAUGACUCAGGGGAGAGAGGACGCAGCUUCAGUGAUGUUGGACGCCCACACCAUCCUCGCCUUGGGAGGUGUGAACCCCAAAAAUGGAAAAACCCUCUCCAGCUGCGUGCGUUUGGACGUGAGAACAAGGGAGUGGAUCCCCUUUCCGUCAGAAAUCCCCCUUCCCAUCAGCAGUCACGCAGUGACCCUUUACGAUGAUCAUGUAUACAUCUCGGGGGGAUUCAGAGAUGACGAAUCUCGUGGGGACGUGUGGAAGUGUGGGGUGAAUGGGGGAGGACCAUGGGAAAACUUCCUUUUUUACAAUUCGACAGACAUGAUCAUGGGAUGA